GUGACACACACACACACACACACACCCCAGGAGCAGCUAAACAAAACAAAAUUUCAGCUGCAUAUGACUUUUAUUUUACUUCUCUCAGAAUGAUAAUCUGUGUUAUCAGAAGAUUUCAUAUCUCUCAGGGCUGAGAUAGCACUGCUGGUUACUGUGUUAUCAGAAGUAGUAAAGAACAAGUGUUCAGUCUUGUUUUCUGGUGGCACCAAGUGAGGAUCAUGACUUCCUGGACGACCAAACUUGAACACUUUGCCCUGACGGGAAACAGCCAAGGGGUGCAGGAAGCACUGGCACAAGGAGCGGCAGUGAAUGGGUCUUCCAAGGGCCUGAGGACGCCCCUGCACCACGCUGCCCUUCAUGGUAACCUGGCCAUCGUCCAUCUCCUAUGUGAUCACAAUGCCAACAUCAAAGUCAGGAGUCUUAUUGAUAGAGGGAUGCAGCCAUUGCACCUUGCUGUGAGGAAGGGACACACCACUGUGUUGGAGGAACUAUUGAAGAGGGGAGCAGACCCCAAUGAUGCUGACAAUAAAGGUUUCCUCGCCGUACACAUGGCUGCAGUCUACGGCCACACAUACAUUCUAACAACACUGCAGAGAGCAGGAUGUGACUUGAACUCACAGAACAGAGACGGGUCCACUCCACUCCACCUGGCGGCCGAGAACAACCGCAUAGAGGCGGUGGAAUGGCUGGUGCAACAGGGAGUCUCCGCCCAGGUGAAGAACCACAACCAGCUCACCGCCCACGACUGUGCCAUAAAGAGGCAGUACACAGACAUAGCGGACUUCCUGAAAUUACACACAGCACCCAACAUGCCAGCAGGUGUUUCUCAGAGGGAGCAGAGGAGACCCACACCUACAUCAGCCACCCCAGCAGGAGGCCACAAUGACCAACAAAAUCUGCCUCGUCGUCACGCUCAACAGCCAACAUCACCUCCUCAGCCCCAAGCACCAGAACUGACCCAGGACUCUGGUAAAAGAGGCCAAGACAAUGACUCGCCUCACCACCAAGUCUCCAACCAGCCUCAGUCUGCAAAAACUCAAGGGAUAGAAAGAGGAAAAUCAGUUGAUCGAUCGAGGACCAAAUCAGUGGGUAGCAGCGGUGAGACCACAGAGAAGACUGACCAUGGUCUACUGUGGCUCCUGGCUGCCACUGAUGACCUCCAGGGGGAUGGUGAUGGCAGCGGCUGCUUCACCUCUGUUGACCCAGCUGAGGAGGAAAUAAUAGAGGCAGUAUCAAAUGGCAACUACGCUACAGUGGAGAGGCUGUUGGUGGCAGGAGUUAACCCAGACACCCGCAGCCACAUGGCCGGCGAGAAAGACCUGACACUGCUGCACCUGGCAUCAUGGAGUGGCCAUGAGAAGGUGGUGAGCCUGCUGCUGAUGUAUCACGCUGACCACAAGGCCACCACCCAUGCAGGGUUGUCGGCCGUCCACUGGGCAGCGGUGGGAGGCCACGUUGGGGUCCUGGACAUCAUGUGGAAGAAAGGCUUCAGCAUAAAGUCCAAAACCGAGGACGGAUUGACGGCUCUCCACCUGGCGGCUGACCACGGCAACCUGGCGGCCGUCAAGUGGCUGGUGGGCAAGGGUGUGUACAUCUUCAUAAAAAACAAACGGGGACAGACAGCCAAACACCUGGCCAAGCAGGCGGGGAACAAGGACAUCGUUAACUACCUGCAGGAGAAGGAGCAAGAGCUGAAGGUUGGCAGCCUCAAGUCUCAAGAAAAACUGGGCGAGGGAAGCUUUGGUGAGGUGUUCCUGGUGAGGGGCAGAGACAGCAUGAUGGUGGUGAAGAGGAUUGACUUGUCUCAGAUGAGCAGGAAGCACCAGGAGUAUGCCCACAGGGAGUUCCAGCUUCUCAAGUCCCUCAACCAUCCGUACAUCGUUGCCUACAGGGGAGGUGGGUUUAAAGGGAAGUACCUGCACAUCCACAUGGAGUACUGUGGUGGGGGAGAUCUGUCCUCCAGGUUGAAGGAACAGAAGACAAAGGGUGAGGCCUUUGAGGAGAGACAAGUUCACUGCUGGCUCCUCAAACUCUGCCUGGCACUAAAGUACAUCCACGGACGCAAGAUCCUACACCGGGACCUGAAGCCCCAGAACAUCUUCCUGGCUGACACCGGCAGCGUCAAACUGGGGGACUUUGGUCUGGCUCGCGUCCUGGAGGAUAGCAGCCGCGCCCUGACCUGCCUGGGCUCCCCGGCAUACAUGAGCCCUGAAGUGAUCCGUGGGGAAGCUUAUGAUGCCAAGGCUGACAUGUGGUCCUUUGGCUGUGUCCUCUACGAGAUGGCUACACUACAGUCAGGCUUCCCUUUUACUAAGGUUACAAUUGCUGGGGAGUUCAGCCAGAGUUACAAGACUUUGGUAAAGUCCCUUCUGCAGCAGGACCCCACUAAGCGACCGACAGCUUCACACAUCCUCAGAACAGCUCCCUUCCUCCUGAAUGUGAUGGAGGCCCAGCUGGUGGAGAGAGAACAGCAGGUGGAUGAGCUAACCCAAGAGGUGGUGAACCUGACCCAGGAGGCCGAGGAACUCACCAGACAGAUGGAGACUAUGAGCGCCAACCCCUCCUACCCUAAUGAGAAGAAGCCCAAAUAAAAAUAAACACAGAAGAAACAGAAUGACGAUGAUCAAAGAUGGAAGGUUUUAAAUACAAAAUACUGAAGGCUAGAAGAAAAAUACUUGUCUUAAGACACUACUAUAGCUGACAAGAGGAGAUGAUGAUAAAGUGAAAAGAAAAAUAUAUGUAUAAAAAGAAAUACUGUCAGUCUUGGGUGAAUGUAGCAAGUCUCUCCUGCCAGUAUCUGUUGUCUUACACCCCACCUACCAACGCCAACAAAUUCUAGCUUUCUUUGUAUCUAUUAGUAGCAGCUAUGAACAAGUAUCUUUGAACAGUCUAGCUUGACUAGCAGCUAUGAACAAGUAUCUUUGAACAGUCUAGCUUGACUAAAGUAUAAAAGAUUGGUGGGUGAAAAGGCCUUGAACUCUCACCUGAGUUAACAAACUUCAAAUCACUUCCUUGUUGUAUGUGGAGUCUGUCUCAAGGCACCACUCUAAGGCAUAAUUACCUUUACUAAAUCACUUUGCCACUUACCAGUUUACAAGACAGUUGGGUGGUCAGUCUACUCUAUGUUACUGCAGUACUGGGGAGGAGUUGGCUCUCUCUUGAAUAUUGUUCCAGUGUUUGUAAAGAAUGGACUUGUCAAACUUGGUGCUGUUGUGACAUUUUCUGGCAGCUGGUUAUUCCACAAGUCCUCAACUCCUACCCCAAAGAAGUUAGACCUGAUACUUUUCUGUAACGAUAUAGCUUCAUUAAUUUAAGGAGGUGACACAAGAGCAGGGUGACCAUCCAUUAUCUCCAGACAUAAACAUCUGACUUAAGUACUGGUAAUAUUAUUUCAGUUGCUUUAUAAACAUUAUUAAAUUGCCCCCUUGCCCUUCUGUGAUAUUAUAAACAAAGCAACUGUGAAUAUUCUAGUCUUGGUAAAUGAGGCAUUACUGUCAAUCAACUGUCAGUCCUUAGAGACCAUACAGAACAAGAAGGUGUGAGGAAAGAUAUGAAAACAAGACAAAUGUUCCCAAGUUAAAGGUGAUCUGACCUGAGGUGACGGGAUAGCAUUAAGACUUGUAAACGAUGGAAACAAACGAUAAAAUUAGAAAGAAAUUAAGAAAAAGAGAAAAGAUGAAAGAUGGGAAUAAAGGAAGAAAGGAAGCAGAGACAUAACUAAGAAACAUUGGGGACAUAGAGAAGAGGAUGAUAACAGUGGAUGACCUAAAAUAAUGUGAGAUAAAUAUGGAACUUACAAGAGAUACAAUGAUGAUGAUGAUGAACAGGAAUAAAUCAUAAUAAUUCUGGAGCACAAAUGUAUAAGAAUAAUGGACUAAAGAACAAUGAGAAGAAAUAAAACUAAAUGAGAUACCGUACAGAAGAUAUGAAAACACAAUAAUACAAAUAAUAAAGAGGAGGUAAAGGGAGAUGUGGAUAAUAAAUGGCAAAAAACUGAUAAUUAUUUAGUAAGAGUCAAGAAAUAUAUAUGAAUAAGUGAGUGAUAAUGGACACAAUUGAUAUUAGUACUGUUAUCAGUGACUAUUUAUUAUUACACAGUAUCAUUAUUUCCAUUAUUAUUAUUAUUAGUAGUAGUAGUAGUAACUUUUGUAUUGAUUCACAUAAACUUACUUUAAAAAAUUAUUUGUUUCUCCUCCUUGUUUACAUAUACCUGUACAACAUCCACCUCCUGUUGUUGUGAGACUGGAGCAGACAGUAUAGAAACCCCUAAGAAAGUCUAUAUACCGUACAGUACACAUUAACCACCAUAUUGACCCACAAGGCUUCAUAUUAUAAACAAUGUACAGUACAUAAUGAGUCUUCAGGUAAAUGAUUCAUAACAAAUAUAUAUAACCUUUAAGUGUUAAACUGUUGAUGGUAUAAUACUUUGUGAACAAUGAUCUUACCUUCUGAGGACUAUAGCUUGACCCUUUUAUGAUGAUGGCCAGUACAGUACAGCAUAACAUGUUGUGGACUAACCUUUCCAUCCUUAAUAGGUUAAUAAUAAUAAUAAUGAUCAUAAUACAAGAAGCAGCCAACAUAACUACUGCACACUACCCUAGUCUUUUAUUUCAUGGAGAGUUGCCGCUCACUCUAGUUCAGUCUUCAACCAAGGCACUUUCCUCUCAACCUCUGUCGUUGUUAAUGCUAGAUGCACCACAGAGUGUGCUUUACUAUGAUUUUGAUGAUCUUUGCUUUAUUUAUGGUGUAAAGUAGCAUUGUGUAGUAAUACUAAUGGUAGUGAUGAGUGGUAACAGUAGUGUGUGGUAGACUGGUAGUAGUAAUAGUUAAGUGUUAAUAGAAUGUUGAGGUAGCAAUAUGGUGUGAAGGAGCUGGCCAUGAUGGUGUGUCAGCCCUCACAGUGUGUAGCCGACAACCCUCACUUCUACCUCAGUGUCAACUUUUAAGGCCAACUUCUGUUUGUUAUUUACUGACUACUACACAGUGUUCCUACUACUACAAAGUGUUCCUACUACUACACAGUGUUCCCCAAUGACUAUCAGUGACUCAUCCAAAGUGGUGCCCCUUUACCUGUAACCUGUAUUACUACUCAGGAAUGUGUUAACUGUGAUACAAACUUUCCUGAAUUACUGUAUAAGGCCGAGCUUUAAACUAUAAUUUGCCAAACCUCAUUCCUCUGUGUCUAUGCUGCCAUUAUUUCUGACAUUUCCAAGUGAACAUACUGAACUGUACUUCACUUUAGGUUUGACAGAGUAUCUCUAAACACUUCACUACAGGUUAUGUCUUACACACUAAGUUACAGUCACUGUGAAGGACAGAGUAACCCAUCACGGUACAGUCUCUUCACCCUGACACCCAAGGUUAAGUGAUACAAGGAUUAGAUCUUCACUCUGAAAUACUCCACUAAGGGAGAGGAAGGAAUGAAAUUUAU
Molecule: messenger RNA, 5431 nt
Organism: Homarus americanus (American lobster)
Lineage: Eukaryota; Metazoa; Arthropoda; Malacostraca; Decapoda; Nephropidae
Product: ankyrin-1-like
Exons: 16
Coding region: 219-2591 (790 amino acids)
Biological process (GO): protein phosphorylation
Molecular function (GO): ATP binding; protein kinase activity; protein binding
Source: RefSeq, a predicted model, not a curated record